Mesocestoides corti is the source of this 423-nucleotide messenger RNA. The record is from the annotation of a GenBank genome assembly. NCBI's taxonomy places the organism in Eukaryota, Metazoa, Platyhelminthes, Cestoda, Cyclophyllidea, Mesocestoididae.
GGUCAGAAGUCCAACUACGGUGACCGCGGAUUUCGCCAUCAUCUCAUGGGAAACAGUUGCAAUGACCUGAUUGAUGCAGAGCCACAUUUGACUCUCCUGUCUAAUCAGGCUGAAGUCAUUGCCAAGAGAUUCAGCAAAGAUGUUCGAGCUUCCUUCGGAGACCCACACAACAGACUACCCUGCAUGAACUUCCAGAUGGAAUUCAGCGUUGACGUUGAGUGUGACGACGAUGCGCAGAACUCAACACUGCCUACGUUGGAUUUCCAUCGUCAAUGCAGAUAUGUCCUGAAGGAGUUCAUCCAGCCUCAUCAAAACGUCUACGAAUAUGGGGAGCAGGCUGUCUGCAUUCUCUGCUCUGUCGAUCUCCAAAUGAAGCGUGAGGUCUUCGCCGCACCUCUUCAUAAUGACCUGCGCCUUAGGUGA